CACAUGUCGUUUAAUAUUAAGAAUUCGUUUGUUUCGCGUGCAAUUGUAGAGGAUGACAAGCAAGUGGAUGCGGAAGGAGGAAAAGAUACAGAAGAAGUGGUUAUUCAAGAAGAAUACGAUCCACGUACACUCUUUGAACGUCUUCAAGAACAACGUACUUUAAAAGAAGAAAAAUUUGCAGAAGAAUCACGUCUAUCUAAUCAAAUCAAACGCGUGGAUGCUGAAGAAGCUGAAUUCUUUCGUACUUUAUCCGAUGAAAAAGAGAAAUUAGAUCAUGAUCGUAAAAUAAAAGAGGAAUUGGAAUUAGCAGAGUAUCGACAAGCGGUAGAAGCAAGAGCACAACCAGUGGGUCCCGCUUCCAUUGUCGCUCCCUCAUCCACCAUCACCACUACAGCUAUAGUCACAUCGACUACCACACAAAACAAACCAUCAGCACCAACAGCAGCAGCGGCGAAAUCUAAAAAGUCAGUGAAGGGAGGAGCUUUGUUUGUCAAAAAGAGAAAACACAGCACCGAUGAUACAGAAAAAGAAGAUAAUAAAAAACCAAAGAAAACGUCAACAACAUCCUUGUCUUUACUGGUGGAUUAUGGCGAUAUCAGUGACAGUGAUUGAUCCUAUUACUUGCCUCUAGAAUAAAUAUGAUUGGAUCAUUACAAGAGUGUGGAAGAAUAAAGAAGAAAAAAAAAUAGGGGAGAGAGGGGGUACAAUUGCGCGGGCAAAGAUUAAAAAAAAAUACAAGAAAUGUUGGUUUUAAUGCAGACUUUUUGACAUUUAUGAACGGAAAAUUAUGAGAAUGCCAAUUAGCAUUUUUUGGCGGCA
Molecule: messenger RNA, 819 nt
Organism: Mucor mucedo
Lineage: Eukaryota; Fungi; Mucoromycota; Mucoromycetes; Mucorales; Mucoraceae
Exons: 2
Coding region: 4-612 (202 amino acids)
Cellular component (GO): nucleus
Source: RefSeq, a predicted model, not a curated record